Molecule: messenger RNA, 1515 nt
Organism: Aspergillus glaucus CBS 516.65
Lineage: Eukaryota; Fungi; Ascomycota; Eurotiomycetes; Eurotiales; Aspergillaceae
Product: putative metaphase-anaphase transition protein (Mlo2)
Exons: 4
Coding region: 1-1515 (504 amino acids)
Cellular component (GO): cytoplasm
Molecular function (GO): zinc ion binding; ubiquitin protein ligase activity
Source: RefSeq, a predicted model, not a curated record
AUGGAUAACUCAGAAGGCCCCAGGACUUCUCGUGACCAAGAGACGCCCAAGGUUGCAGGUGGCAUCGCAAUGCGUCGAGACAGCCUUGCUUCCCAUGAUUCCCGCACGGUUACCUCAGAAGAAUCCCACACGGCGAAAGAGUUUAUCGAAAAUCAACUACAACUCGAAGCCGACGCACGCGAAGCCCUUCCAUAUUCCUUCGACUCAUGCUCGCAAGCUCUAGGCCCCCUCCGUCAAAGCCUCUUUGCCUGCCUUACCUGCAACCCGUCCACCAAACCUGACGAGUCGUAUACCCCCGCCGGCGUCUGCUACUCCUGCUCCAUCUCCUGCCAUGGCGAGCAUACUCUAGUUGAGCUAUUCGGCAAGAGAGACUUUGUCUGCGACUGCGGAACCACGCGCCUCCCUCCAUCUGCUCCCUGCGCGCUCAGAAAUGACCCGAAGACCGGCCGAAAGGGUGUCCACUCGCAAGAGCCCGUGGCGAACAACAAAUACAACCAGAACUUUCAGAAUAGGUUUUGCGGGUGCGGUGAAUCCUACGAUGCUGACAAAGAGAAAGGGACUAUGUUCCAGUGUCUGGGUCUGGGUACGGUUGAGACGGGAGGCUGCGGAGAGGACUGGUGGCAUCCGGAGUGUAUCGUUGGUUUGCCCCGAGACUGGCACAAGGCGGAAAAGAAGGAGGGAGACGAGAACAACGAGGAUGAGGAGCCGCCACUGCCUCCGGGCUUCCCUGCUGAGGACGACUUUGAGACAUUCCUUUGCUACAAGUGCGUUGAGUCGAAUCCCUGGCUGAAGCGCUACGCCGGAACUACUGGCUUUCUGCCUCCGGUUCACCACAAGGGUGAUCAAUCUAAGGUUCCCGAGAACGGCGAGUCUAGCAAGGAGGAUACGGCCAAUGCACCACAUGAAGACGAGGGCAGCUCAAAGAAGCGCAAACUCGAGGACGACAAGGAUGAGCCAGCAGCAAAGAAGCCAAAAGCCGACGAAACCACCCCCGCAGACUCUGAGCCCAAGUCCGAACCCGAACCCGAACCAGAACAACCCACCAACAAACACGGCAACCUCCCCAAGAACGCACCCACCGGAACCUUCUCCCUCUUCCUCAAAGAAGACUUCCGCGACCACCUCUGCCGCUGCCCCCAGUGCUACCCACACCUUUUCACUCACCGCCAACUCCGCGAAGAAGAAGAAACCUACGAACCCCCACUCUCCGAAGCCGGCGACGAAGAACCCAACGGCGGCGGAAGCACGGGUACCGGCUCCCUCCUCGACCGCGGCGAAGCAGCGUUCAGCAACAUGGAUCGUGUACGGGCUAUUGAGGGCGCGAUGGUCUACAAUCAUCUACGCGAUAAGGUGAAGGAAUUCCUAACGCCGUUUGCGGAGAGCGGGGCGGCUGUUGGGGCGGAGGAUAUUAAGGAGUAUUUUGCGAAGUUGAGGGGUGAUCCUGCUGCAGCGAAUGAUGAUGGAGAGAGUAAUGGUAAUGAGGGUGCUAAUAGGCAUGAACAAAGUGGAUACUGA